Molossus molossus (Pallas's mastiff bat) is the source of this 618-nucleotide messenger RNA. Its product is annotated as 60S ribosomal protein L7-like. Lineage: Eukaryota; Metazoa; Chordata; Mammalia; Chiroptera; Molossidae. The transcript is spliced from 2 exons. The record is from RefSeq and is a predicted model, not a curated record. Gene Ontology annotation, biological process: maturation of LSU-rRNA from tricistronic rRNA transcript (SSU-rRNA, 5.8S rRNA, LSU-rRNA). Gene Ontology annotation, molecular function: RNA binding; structural constituent of ribosome. Gene Ontology annotation, cellular component: cytosolic large ribosomal subunit. The coding region runs from base 28 to 618 and encodes 196 amino acids.
GUAAAAGAACAGCAAAAACUACUUUACAUGGAAGCUAAGAACUACCACAAGGAACAUAGGCAGAUGUACAGAGCUGAGAUUCGAAUGGCUAGGGUGGCAAGAAAAGCUGGCAACUUCUAUAUACCCUCGGAACCCAAAUUGGUAUUUGUCAUCAGGAUCGGGGGUAUCAGUGGUGUGAGCCCAAAGGUCCGAACAGUACUGCAGCUUCCUCGCCUUUGCCAGAUCUUCAAGGGCAUCUUUGUUAAGCUCAACGAGGCUUCAAUUAACAUGCUAAGGAUUGUAGAACCACAGGUUGCAUGGGGGAACCCAAACCCGAAGGCAGUAAAUGAAUUGAUCUAUAAGCAUGGUUAUGGAAAAAUCAACAAGAAACGAAUUGCCCUGACAGAUAACUCAUUGAUUGCUCUAUCUCCUGGUAAAUGUGGCAUCAUCUGCUUGGAGGGUCUGAUUCAUGAGAACUAUACUAUUGGAAAACACUUCAAAGAAGCAAACAACUUCCUGUGGCCCUUCAAAUUAUCUUCUCCAAGAGGUGGAGUGAAGAAGACCACCUGUUUUGUAGAAGGUAGAGAUGCUGGUAACAGGGAAGACCAGAUCAACAGGCUUAUUAGGAGAAUGAACUAA